Messenger RNA from Hydractinia symbiolongicarpus, 1150 nucleotides. RefSeq lists its product as uncharacterized. NCBI's taxonomy places the organism in Eukaryota, Metazoa, Cnidaria, Hydrozoa, Anthoathecata, Hydractiniidae. The transcript has 7 exons. The coding region runs from base 67 to 867 and encodes 266 amino acids. The record is from RefSeq and is a predicted model, not a curated record.
AGUUCUGCACUCCUCAAACAGUUUUAGUUGUAUCUGUUUUAGUUAUGUAUAUAUAAAGAAAUUGCAAUGAUGCUUCAAAGUUGUUUUUUGUUGCACUCUCAAAAGAUUGUAUUAUGCAAAUCUGCUGUAAUCAAACAUGUCUACAGGACUUUAAAGACCAGCACUAUUCCGCAUAAACGCACACCUGCUACUAUUGGUAUCAUGUCAUGGGUUCGUUCAGCAAACCGUAGAAGAUAUCUUGAGCAAAAAAUGAAAGAUAUUGUGAAGUCGGAGUCUGGACUUAUAAAGGAAGAGCAGCUUUCUCAAAGUGAACCAAAAAUUGAGUUUUUAAACUCUAGCAGAAUUCAUGACAAGUUAAAUGAAGACACCAUGCAUUCCCAUUUGAUAAAACCAACUGUCUUUCUGUCUAAAGAUAAGCAAACUGUAAUAUGUUAUCAUCCACCACCUAAGCCAUAUCCAGAGGAAUUCACAAAGCGAGCAGUUGGAAAGUCCUUGUUUGGCAUGAGCGAAGAAUUAAUUAAUACAUUUAAGUCAUCCAUGACAGAUGAUGAGAUUAAAGAGGCAAAGAUGUUGCAAACUGAAGAUCCUCGUUUGUGGAACAGUAAUGCUUUGUCAAAAUUGUUUAAAGUAAAACCAGAAGUAAUAAGUCGACUUGUUCCGAUGUCGAAACACGAUUUUGUUCGAGCUGAGGCUGAGAAAGAAGUCUACAAGGCUAUGUCAGUGAUGAAGAGGAAACAAUUCCGAGAUCUACAACAUUGGCAACGUCAGAAGUACAUCCGUGAAACACGUGGCCAAGAAUUCGCCAACUGGUACAAGCAGUUAGAUAUCAAGCCUAGAUCCAGAGCUUACGCCCCUCCCAAACUUUGAAUUGCUGAGCAUACAUAUUGCGAUAAAGCCAGGACAUUUGGUUAUCUGCUUGCAGUUUUAUCAAUUACAGAAAGAAACGUGAAAAUACUGCAAAGAAAACUUAUAAACCCAUUCUAUGAAUGUCGACGUUUGAGGACCCCACUGUAAUAAAAAAGGUGUGAUCAAUAUAAUCUGAAGGGAGUCCCACAGAUUAAUAAACGUUACUUUUUCUUCGCAGAGACAUAUUUUUGUAGAUACAAAUGUAUAAUGUUGAACCGUUUUUUAAAAAAGCAUAUCGAGGAAA